UGAAAAUUGAGUCACAUCUGAGCAACUACUUUAAAAGGGAAAUUUUGGUCCAUCUGGGAGGGCAGACUAGAACUACCAAAACCACACAGAAAGGCUGAUAGAUUGCAAAGCCUAGAACCAUGAGCACUGCAGGGAAAGUCAUCAAAUGCAAAGCAGCCAUAGUCUGGGAACCUAAGAAACCAUUUAGCAUUGUGGAAAUAGAAGUGGCCCCACCAAAAGCACAUGAAGUUCGCAUCAAGAUUCUGGCUACUGGAAUCUGUCGCACAGAUGACCAUGUACUCAGUGGUGCGAUAAAAGUGAACUUCCCCAUUAUUCCUGGCCAUGAAGCAGUUGGUGUUGUGGAGAGUGUUGGGGAAGGAGUUACCAGUGUGAAACCAGGAGACAAAGUCAUUCCACUCUUUCUCCCACAAUGUGGGAAAUGCAGCCCAUGCAAGAAUCCUGAAGGCAACCUGUGUGAAAAGAAUGACCUUGGUGAAUUUAAGGGAGUAAUGUACGAUGGCACCACCAGAUUUUCCUACAAAGGGAAGCUAGUUCACAAUUUUGCUAGCACCAGCACCUUUACUGAAUAUACCGUAGUGCAUGAGGAUUCAGUGGCCAAAAUUGAUUCCGCUGCUCCACCCGAGAAAGCAUGCCUGAUAGGCUGUGGAUUUUCUACUGGUUACGGUGCUGCUAUCAGAUCUGCAAAGGUAAGGCCUGAUACUUCCUGUGCUGUUUUUGGUCUGGGAGGAGUCGGCCUCUCCGUGGUCAUGGGCUGUAAAGCAGCUGGAGCAUCACGAAUCAUUGGAAUUGACAUCAACAAGGAUAAAUUUCCUAUGGCUAAAGAGCUGGGAGCCACCGAGUGUAUCAGCCCUCUGGAUUUCCAGAAGCCCAUCAAUGAAGUGGUGCUGGACAUGACUGAUGGGGAUGGUGUGGACUAUUCAUUUGAAGUGAUUGGACGCACUGACACUAUGACUGCUGCCUUGGCUUCCUGCAAUAUGAACUAUGGCACAAGCGUGGUUGUGGGAGCACCCCCUUCAGCAUCUCAGAUUACGUUCUCUCCCACACUUAUCUUCACAGGACGCACUUGGAAAGGCUCUGUAUUUGGAGGCCUGAAAAGCAAAGAUGCUGUUCCUAAACUGGUUUCGGAAUUCAUGGCGAAAAAGUUUGUUCUGGAUCCUCUAAUUACCCAUGUUCUGCCUUUUGAUCAAAUCAAUCAUGGGUUUGAACUGCUCCAUAAAGGAGAAAGUAUUCGCAGUGUUCUGAAAAUGUGAAGACCCUGCUAGUGAAAAUACAAGACAGAGAUCUUUGCCAGAUGCAUUCCAGCACAACAACUGCAUGUUGCAUCGUAGAACAUCUGUGGAAAGGAUUGCAUUGUAUUGUGCUGCAGAUAGGAAUACUGCUUUAUCAACUUGUUGGUCAAUCCUAUUUUUCUCAGUGUGAAAUACAGAUAACUCUGUCUUGUGAUUCAUACUUUCAGUGAUGUGGAUAUUGUGUUCAAU
Molecule: messenger RNA, 1478 nt
Organism: Sceloporus undulatus (fence lizard)
Lineage: Eukaryota; Metazoa; Chordata; Lepidosauria; Squamata; Phrynosomatidae
Product: alcohol dehydrogenase 1B-like
Exons: 9
Coding region: 120-1250 (376 amino acids)
Biological process (GO): retinoic acid metabolic process; retinol metabolic process
Cellular component (GO): cytosol
Molecular function (GO): zinc ion binding; all-trans-retinol dehydrogenase (NAD+) activity
Source: RefSeq, a predicted model, not a curated record